UCUGUUAGUUUAAUACAUUUUUAAUAAUGUGCCUUUGUCUUGGUCCUGCUAAAUCUGGCAAAACCUUUCUCAUGAAAUAUUUACAAGGAGACGAGAUUGAUGACGCGACUCAUACUGUUUCUACGAAUGGUAUAAAUCAUUUUACAGUAAAAAAUGGUACUGGUGAAUUUGACAUGAUUAUUAAAGAGAUUGGUGGUAGUAUGGCGCCAAUAUGGAAACACUACUUCGAUAAGAUUCAGAAAAUCAUUUAUGUAGUGGAUGCGAGUAAUCUUUGUCAGAUAAGCGCGGCUGGAGUGUUACUUUACUCUCUGUUAGUCGAGCCUAGAUUACAAAAUAUAAAAAUCGCGUUAACAUUGAACAAAAUGGAUCUUUCUUAUCGCCAAAUGCGUAAUGAAGCCUUACUCAUGCUUCAAUAUUCGCGUUUAAAGAAAGAAAUUACACAAGAACUCGCUAUAUUUGAAACUAGUGGGUUGACUGGUCAAGGUAUCGAAGAAUUACGAGAUUGGUUAUUUGAUCCAAUCACUUUAAAAGCUGCAAUAAAUGCGAACAAAUGA
Molecule: messenger RNA, 554 nt
Organism: Hylaeus volcanicus
Lineage: Eukaryota; Metazoa; Arthropoda; Insecta; Hymenoptera; Colletidae
Product: ADP-ribosylation factor-like protein 16
Exons: 2
Coding region: 27-554 (175 amino acids)
Molecular function (GO): GTPase activity; GTP binding
Source: RefSeq, a predicted model, not a curated record